AUGCCUGUGGCUCGGGGCCGAGUUCAGAGCCCACGGUGGGUGAGCCGGGCCUAUCGGCAAGUCCUCCAUCAUCGGUCCACGGCGGCGGGCAGGCUGGGCUUGUUGGUGGGCUUGGCCGCUGUUUGCCGGCACAUUCCCAGCACACUGCUUGGUAAUCCUGGUAAAAGGGGACCCGGUGGUUUUCUUGGACAUCCAGGAUCAGCUGGACCUGCUGGACCCAAGGGGGAACCUGGGUUGCGAGGUGAGGUUGGAUUACCAGGCCCUUCAGGGAAGGGAUUUGCAGGACCAAAGGGGGACCGAGGGCUUGCAGGGCCACAAGGUUCGAUUGGUGAUCCAGGAGUUGGACUAACAGGACCUAAGGGUCGUCAUGGAGAUCCUGGAUUCCCCGGACCAACUGGGCCUAAAGGAGAGGGUUAUCCAGGUCCCCAGGGUGUCACAGGCCCUCAUGGUCCACGUGGUGACCCAGGAGAUGAUGGCAAAGGAUUUCCUGGACAAAAGGGUGAUAUUGGCCAUCCGGGACCACUUGGCCCAGUUGGAAAUUCAGGAAUAGGAUACCCUGGUCAAAAGGGUGCUAUUGGAAGAAUGGGGUUACCAGGCCCAAAAGGGCCACAAGGAGAAGGCAUACAAGGUCCAAAGGGAACCCCAGGAUACCCAGGUUUGAUGGGGCCCAGAGGCCCAGCAGGGGAAGGUAUACCAGGACAGAAAGGAAAUCGAGGAUAUACAGGCGAAAGAGGGAGUAAAGGAAACAAAGGUGAUGAAGGAAUUCCUGGCAUUGAUGGCAGCUCAGGAACAAAAGGAGAGAAGGGUGAACCUGGUUUCACAAGAGAGGAAGUAAUCAAGUUGAUUAGAAUGAUCUGUGGGUGUGGACGGAAAUGCAAAGAAAAACCUCUGGAACUGGUAUUUGUAAUGGACAGUUCUGAAAGUGUUGGACCGGAACAUUUUGAAAUCAUUAAAGUGUUUGUCAGUACUCUGAUAGAACGGGUUAGUGGUAGCAAUGAAGCUACCCGGGUUGGUGUAAUACUUUACAGCCUUGAAGCUGACAUAAUCAUUGACUUAUGGCAGGGUAUAUCUCCGGAAGAAGCCAAAACAUCAAUUCAGGACAUGCAAUACUUAGGAGAAGGCACCUACACUGGAACAGCCAUAAAGGUGGCAAAUCAAGUUUUCAAGUUAGCUAGAAAAGAUGCACGCAAGGUGGCAAUAGUAAUUACUGAUGGACAGACGGACACAAGAGAUCCGACUAAUCUGGAGAUGGCAGUGAAAGAAGCCCAUUCUGUAAACACUGAGGUGUUUGUGAUUGGGAUAGCCAAUGUAACUAAUCUUUUCUACUCUAAUUUCAAGAAGGAAAUGAACCUGAUUGCAUCUGAUCCUGAUGAGACACAUGUUUAUCUGAUUGAUGACUUUAGGACUCUUCCAACACUUGAAAGUAACCUGUUCUCCAAGAUCUGUGAGCCUGAGAAUGAUCCACUGUUCAGUGCCAUUCCAAGCUCCAUAUUACCCCCUGGUGUGUCACCUGCCAUCAAUCCAGUUCACCGCGCACCAGACCGAGACAUUGUGCACACCGACAAUGCACAUAAGGAGGGCAUACAAACUAAGGAGCGUGGUUCUCCAGGAAUUAGCGCAAAUAAAAUAGAAUCGAAUGGUGUUAGUGAAGACGUAUCUGUAAGGCAAAAUGGAUCACUUCCCCUUCCAAUACCACAAGAAAAUGGACCAAUGGGAAGGCCUGAAGUAGGACCUGCACCUGUUGACCAAGAUGUAUGGGGAAAGUCAACCCCUUUCAAAGAUAGUAUCGUUCUACCAACUCCAGCAGCAGUGCUAAAAGAGGAAAUUUACAAAGAUGCAGACUGUGAUGAACCACUUGAUCAAGGGUCAUGCCGAAGUUAUGUUAUUAAGUGGUACUAUGACAGUGCAGCUAAUUCAUGUGCACAGUUUUGGUAUGGAGGUUGUGGGGGGAAUCAGAACCGCUUUCAGUCUCAAGAUGAAUGCCAAAUCAAAUGCUUACACUUUUAAAAG
Molecule: messenger RNA, 2010 nt
Organism: Amblyraja radiata (thorny skate)
Lineage: Eukaryota; Metazoa; Chordata; Chondrichthyes; Rajiformes; Rajidae
Product: collagen alpha-1(XXVIII) chain-like
Exons: 16
Coding region: 1-2007 (668 amino acids)
Molecular function (GO): serine-type endopeptidase inhibitor activity
Source: RefSeq, a predicted model, not a curated record